Exserohilum turcica Et28A is the source of this 1894-nucleotide messenger RNA. RefSeq lists its product as uncharacterized. Gene Ontology annotation, molecular function: dihydroxy-acid dehydratase activity. NCBI's taxonomy places the organism in Eukaryota, Fungi, Ascomycota, Dothideomycetes, Pleosporales, Pleosporaceae. Gene Ontology annotation, biological process: branched-chain amino acid biosynthetic process. The coding region runs from base 11 to 1816 and encodes 601 amino acids. The record is from RefSeq and is a predicted model, not a curated record. The transcript has 2 exons. Gene Ontology annotation, cellular component: mitochondrion.
GCCAGCCACAAUGUCUCUCGCACGCUUCGGAGGUCCUCUCGCGCGCGCAAGGUGCUCGCCGCAGCCGCAAUGGCAUGCAGCACGUGCCCUCUCCAGCUCCACACUCCGCUCCGCCAAAGCGGACAAUGAACUCAAUUCGGUCAGCAGGCACAUUACCCAGCCCAAGUCGCAGGGCGCCUCGCAGGCCAUGCUGUACGCCACGGGUAUGAGCGAGGAGGACAUGAACAAGGCCCAGGUCGGCAUCUCGUCUGUGUGGUACUCGGGCAAUCCGUGCAACAUGCACCUCAUGGACCUGAACAACAAGGUCAAGGAGGGUGUAGAGCGGGCGGGGCUAUUGGGCAUGCAGUUCAACACCAUUGGUGUCAGUGAUGGUAUAUCCAUGGGUACAAAAGGCAUGCGCUACUCGCUGCAGUCGCGUGAGGUUAUUGCAGACUCAAUUGAGACUGUCAUGGGCGGCCAGUGGUAUGACGCCAACAUCUCCAUCCCCGGCUGCGACAAGAACAUGCCUGGUGUCAUCAUGGCUAUGGGACGCGUCAACAGACCUUCGCUCAUGGUCUACGGCGGCACCAUUCAGCCCGGCUGCGCAAAGACUCUCGAAAACCAACAGAUCGACAUUGUCUCCGCCUUCCAGGCGUACGGACAGUUCAUCACGGGUGAGAUUACCGAGGAUCAACGUUUCGACAUUAUCAGGCAUGCUUGCAACGGACAGGGUGCAUGCGGAGGCAUGUACACGGCAAAUACAAUGGCUACCGCGAUUGAAACCAUGGGCAUGUCGCUCCCUGGCUCUUCUUCGAACCCGGCCAACUCCAAGGCCAAGAUGCUCGAGUGUCUAGCCGCCGGUGGCGCCAUCAAGAACCUGCUCAAGGAGGAUAUCCGGCCUAGUGACAUUAUUACCCGCCAAGCGCUAGAGAACGCCAUGGUUGUCAUCAGCAUUACUGGUGGCUCGACCAAUGCUGUUCUUCACUUGAUUGCCAUUGCCGACUCGGUUUGUCUCAAGCUGACCAUUGACGAUUUCCAGAGCGUCAGUGACCGCAUCCCACUGUUGGCCGAUUUGAAGCCUUCUGGCAAGUACGUCAUGGCCGAUAUUCACGACAUUGGUGGCACACCAUCACUUUUGAAGUUCCUGCUGAGGGAGGGCCUUCUUGACGGAAGCCAGAUGACCGUCACUGGUAAGACGCUGAAGGAGAACUUGGAGACAGUCAAGGACUUCCCUGCCGAGCAGAAGAUUAUCAGGCCGCUCAGCGAGCCUUUGAAGUCGACUGGUCACUUGCAGAUCCUGAGAGGAUCUCUUGCCCCCGGUGGCUGCGUUGGCAAAAUCACCGGUAAGGAGGGCACACAGUUUACCGGAAAGGCAAAGUGCUAUGAUGCCGAAGACGACUUCAUUACCGCUCUUGAGCGCGGUGAAAUCAAGAAGGGAGAGAAGACGGUUGUGGUUAUCCGAUACGAAGGCCCCAAGGGCGGACCUGGUAUGCCUGAGAUGUUGAAGCCCAGCUCCGCCAUCAUGGGCGCUGGCCUUGGCAAGGAUGUUGCACUCAUCACAGAUGGUCGCUUCAGCGGUGGCAGCCACGGUUUCUUGAUUGGCCACAUUGUGCCUGAGGCGCAGGAAGGGGGCCCUAUUGGUCUUGUCCAGGACGGCGACGAGAUCACUAUCAACUCUGAAUCGAACGAACUGAAUAUCGGUGUUAGCGAACAGGAGCUUGCUGAGAGGAGAAAGAAGUGGACCGCACCUCCACUGAAGUACCAAAAGGGUACACUGUUUAAGUACGCGCGCUUUGUCAUGGAUGCCAGUCAAGGCUGCAUCACCGACUCGGAAUGAUUUUAAUGAUAUCACGCCAUGCUAAAAUUCAAUUUGUAAGUACGUAGGUUUGGCCGUAGUAGGCCAGAAAAGCAGUUU